Plodia interpunctella (Indianmeal moth) is the source of this 3472-nucleotide messenger RNA. Its product is annotated as CAP-Gly domain-containing linker protein 1-like. The transcript has 19 exons. The record is from RefSeq and is a predicted model, not a curated record. NCBI's taxonomy places the organism in Eukaryota, Metazoa, Arthropoda, Insecta, Lepidoptera, Pyralidae. The coding region runs from base 245 to 3358 and encodes 1037 amino acids.
GGAAUUCGUCACUAUUUAUGUCACAGAAUAUUUAUUAACACCAAUUUUUUUUACUUUAGGCAUAUUUAAAUUACAUAAAUUGUGAAAAAUUGUCAAAUAAAUGGUUAAAUAAAUUGUUAAAUUUUCUCAGUGCCACCAAAAUGGUUAUGGAUUUUAUCAGUUGAUGGGCACCUGAAUCUGCAAAUUGAUAAAAUUAUAAAUUCUACUAGUUAAUGUGUCGAUUAGAAAUAGCUGGGUACUAAGGAUGCAAGAUACCGCAGACACAAAAACAGGGGGCAAAUGUCGUAUUCCUCAAAGGCUCCCGCCGAAUAGGACAAGGACAUCGCUUCUCAGAGCGAAACCUCAGAACGUGGAGAAUACGCCUCCACGACCCAAGUCCGCCAAUAGAGCAAAAGAUGACAUGAUCCAGGGCAGACUAACUCACCCCAACACACCCCGUACGAACCGACAUGAAAGGGAAAGGCCACCCCUUAAAAGACCGUCCACAAUACCGAGAAGGAUUGUAAACGAGGGUAACCCGAACAAGGGUCGACCAGUAAUCACUGUGCCGAUUGCAUCUGGGAAGGGACAUGGAAGGACUACAUCUUAUAAAAUCGCCACUGGUCUCCCUGAUCAGGAAACAAUUAAAAAAUGCGAGGAUCUGGAAGUAUGUCAAAGCGAAUUCGGUUACAUUGAUGAUCUAGUUAAAUAUUUUCCAGAAUCAAUAACAUCCCCUAGCGACAGGGCGAUGCAACUAAAAAUAAAGUGGGAAGAUAGAAUAAUACAUUUUGAGAAGUUAAAAAAUGAACUCUUUGUACGACAGAGGGACUUGCUGGAAGCGUACGCAAGUUUGAGAGGCAUCCACCAGAAGUUGGCGGAGGCGGGACACAAGGCGGUGUUGCCGUCAGCUGAGGACCUAAGGAUCAUGAAUGUGUCCAACAUGAGCCCGAACCAGCUGUUGCAACUCUGCGCCAACUCUGACGGGAAAUCGCAAGAGGUUCGUCCUUUAUCUCCAAAACCGAUGUCUAUUGACGUAAACAGAUUAUAUAACUUACCUUCAAAAUUAGUGGCUCACUGUGAGCAUACGUUAACGAAGAGAAAAGAAAUUAUAGACUGGUUUGAAUCUCUAAAGAAACAAGAAAAGGGUAUAUCUAUGAGCAAAUUAUCAAAGAAAUUAAACGAGUUCAGUGCAGAAAACGACAUUCUUCAUUGCAAUCUAGUUGUAACUAAAGAUGAAUUUUACAAUGAACUCAAUGAUAUUAUAGAAGUCAUAAGAAAAGGUAUGAAUGACACCGUAGCCAUGCAGUUGCGUUCUGAAGAGAUGAUGUAUGCGUUGUCUGAGUUGAGCGCCAAGAACGAUGAUCUUAAGAAGAAAAUAGUGGCUAAUGAUCACUUUAGGUCGCAGAACAAUAGAUACAAAGUUGAGGAAUUGGAGAGGGAACUGAAGGAGGAGCAUUCCAAAAAGAUGAUGUUGAGGGAAAGGUUAAAUAAGGCAGAGGGACAAGUUAAAAUCAAUUUGGAGAAAGCUUCUCAACUGGAAGCUACGCUGGAACAGGCUCGUGCGCAAACAAGAACACUGGAGAGGACCGUACAGCAUUUACAUGAGCAGAAUGAAAAGUUGCAAGUUGAUUUUGAUAAAGAAUUAGGCAAAUUAACUGCGUCAAUUAAAGAGAAUACUGAGCAUUUAGAAGAAAUAGCAGACGCUCGAGAAAAGCUCCAAAUCGAAAAAGAACACUUGGAAAAGCGUAUAGAAGAUUUAUCGGCUUAUUACAAUGAAUCAUUAGAGAAUUUGAAGAGUGAAAUGAAUACGAACGUGGUGAAAUUAAUAGAAACAGACGAAAGGUACCAAUUAGAGAUGAACGAAAAAAGAAAGUUAGAAGACAAGAUAUCAUCCCUCUGCGCCCAGCUGCUGGAGUCCGAGUUGAAGUACAAGGAUCUGCAAAAGAUCUUGGAGGAUAAUGAGGAACGUUCAUGUAAAUUCAAUGUCAGCCAAAAGGAGCUCGAAUCUACAAAAUAUGAUUUAAAUAUAGCAGAACGUGAAAUUGCUGAUUACAAGAGCAGACUGUCAACCCAAAAUGAACAAAUACGAGAAUUAGAGCAAAAAUGUAAAGAGUCUCACGAGUUGCAGGAAAGUUUGAAAAGCGAAUUGAUUUUCAAAGAAGAUUGCAUCAAGGAAUUAGAAAAGAAAGCAAAGCAUUUCGAACAGCAAUUGCAUGAUAGCAAGUCAAAAAUUACCACUUAUGAAGAGGAACUUACAGCUCUAAGAAAUCAGCUUAAUCGUUUACACGAAGAUUUUGGCGAAUUCGAAAAUAUCAGUGACUUGUUAGAAAUGGUAAGUCAACAAAAAGAAAAAUUAAUGGAAGCCACACGACAACAUGAGGAGUUGAUAGAACUGUUACAAAGUAAAGAUAUGGAUUUGGAGCGCCAGACGGCGGACCUGGCGCUGAAAGAGUCUCAGCUGGAAAAGAAGAAUGAUAUUAUACAGAUGCUCUCUGGAAAGGACGACGAACAGGCUAACAUCAUCAAAUUGCUUCGGAAUAGUCUGGAAAUGAGAUCUCAGGCAGAUUCUGAAUUUCAACAAAAACUUGUGGAAAAGAAUACAGAAAUAGAUAAACUAAUAACUUCAUUAGAAACUAGAAAGCAACAAAUAGCAGAAUUCGAAAAAAUAAUUAUGACUCUCGAAGAGCAAGGACGAAAAGCUAAUAUUCAAAUAUCAAAUCUGGAAACCAUUAUUUUAACCUUGGAGGAACAAUCACGAAAAGACACUUCACAAAAGAGAAAAGAUCAGGAAAAGAUGGCUGCCCUGGAAAGUAAAAUUCAAGAAUAUGAAUCUUACUUUACCCAUCACCAAAAUAAACGCCAACAUGACAUACCUACACCUUCGGAUACCUUGGAUAAUUUAAUUAAACUUCUUGAGAAUGAAAUUGGGGUGCCUUUAGAAACUGAUUCAACUUAUAUUAAGGAUUCUGAUAACAAGGAUUAUAUGAAUAAAAAAAAAAUUGACGGUGACCGUAAGCAUCGUGACAAAAAUGAAAGAGUUGAUGGAGAACCUCCGCUGUAUUCAGAACCAUCACCUCCAAAGUCAGUAAUCAGGAAUUUUGGAAUACACUGUCUAGGCUCAAACGAUGAAAAUUAUGCUGGAGACAGUCUCGAUCGUAAAAAAGCAAUCACUAAUAUGGACUUGCAAAAAUUUGCUAUUCCAGACACUGGUAUGAGAACCUUUGGUACCUUACCAGGUAAUAAGGAGUUUAAUCCUAUUAAGGUCACGACGUCUCCUAAAAAAAAUAUAGCACCAAGAAACUUAGGAAUGUUUUCACCUGAUAAACUCCAAGAAGACAAGAAAUAUAAAAUGUUCAAACUAGCUGGACAUAGACUUUGAAUUGUCUUGCUGUUGUUGUAUAAAUGUUUCAAACUAUGGUAAUAAUUUGCUUGUCCUUAACACUUACAUAGAUGAGAAUUUUUUAAUAUACCUAGUCUAUGUAUAAAAACUAUU